UUGUGGGAAGGAACAGAAACAGCCUCUCAACAUCACCAUCAGCUCCAGACGUCCAGCAGUACACCAGUAUACCAGCACCUCCUCCUCCUCCUCCUCCUCCUCCUCCUCCUUCCUCCUCCACCGCCGCCACACCGCUCCGCUCCACCGGGUACCCAGCGCGCAGACCAGGCGACGCGUCCUCGCCGCCUCCUGAGCACACACUGUCCGACCAGAGAGAGAGAAACACACAGACACAGGAGACAGGAGAGAGAGAGAGAGAGGGAGAGUUUUCACUGAAAUCACACAGACUCCUACCCUGAUCUGUAGGUUACUUUUUUUUUCCUUUUACCGGCGACGUCCUCUGCUAAGUUGCGCUCCUGGAUUUUAAGUGCGUCUUUUUUGGCGAAGUCCGUUCGCAUCAACACAGCGGCUUCAACCUUCCUGUCACUCGGCCGGACCAAACACCCGGCGGACUGCUUCUUUUUUAAUCCCUUCACUUCACCCGGACAAGAUUUCAUGCGAAAUAAAGUACGAAUGCUGGAAUCUUUGAGUUGAUUGGAACACAUAGAAAGCAGAAAAUAAAGACAAGAUAAAGGAAGAGCAGAACAGUGAAAAGAAAGAAGAAGAGAAAGGAAGAGAACGGCGAGAAAGAAGAAAGCAUAAAGUUCUUUAGAAAGAGGAGAGAAAGAAAGAGACGGGGACGAUGGGGAGGAAAAAGAUUCAGAUCACGCGGAUUAUGGAUGAACGCAACAGACAGGUGACAUUUACAAAGCGAAAGUUUGGCCUGAUGAAGAAGGCGUAUGAGCUGAGUGUGCUGUGUGACUGUGAGAUUGCCCUGAUCAUCUUCAAUAGCACCAACAAGCUGUUCCAGUAUGCCAGCACAGACAUGGACAAGGUCCUGCUUAAAUACACCGAGUACAAUGAGCCACACGAGAGCAGGACCAACUCUGAUAUUGUGGAGACAUUGAGAAAGAAGGGCCUAAAUGGCUGUGACAGCCCAGACCCCGACGCAGAUGACUCGGUCGGCCACAGCCCCGAGUCCGAGGACAAGUACAGGAAAAUAAACGAGGACAUUGAUCUGAUGAUCAGCAGACAGAGACUGUGUCAGGCCGUGCCCCCAUCCAACUACGACAUGCCUGUGUCCAUUCCUGUUAGCAACCAGAACAAUCUCAUAUACAGCCAUCCCGGUGGUUCCCUAGGAAACCACAACCUGUUGCCACUUGCGCAUCAUGGCCUACAGAGAAACAGCAUGUCCCCUGGAGUUACACACAGACCCCCUAGCGCAGGUAACACAGGUGGCCUCAUGGGUGCUGACCUCACCACUGGCGCAGGCACCAGUGCUGGAAAUGGAUAUGGUAACCAUCGCAACUCACCCGGUCUGCUGGUCUCUCCAGGUGGCAUGAACAAAAACAUGCAGACCAAGUCUCCCCCACCCAUGAACUUGGGCAUGAACAACCGCAAACCUGACCUUCGUGUGCUCAUCCCCCCUGGCGCCAAGAACAACAUGCCCUCUAUUUCUGAGGAUGCUGACCAGCUAUUGAAUCAGAGAAUAAAUAACUCUCAGUCUGCUCAGUCAUUGGCCACUCCAGUCGUAUCAGUAGCAACUCCCACCCUACCAGGACAGGGCAUGGGCGGUUACCCAUCUGCCAUCUCUACUUCUUAUGGUACUGAGUAUUCCUUGAAUAGUGCAGACCUGUCCUCCUUGUCUGGCUUUAACAGUGGCAGCUCUCUUCACCUUGGCUCAAUGAGCGGGUGGCAACAGCAGCAUCUUCAGAACAUGCAGCAUUCAGCUCUUGGCCAGCUAGGAAAUUGCUCUAGCUCUCACUUAUGUCAGGGUUCAAAUCUCUCCCUGCCCUCUGCUCAAAGCCUGCACAUCAAGUCCGAACCUGUUUCUCCUCCUAGAGAUCGCACCAGCAGCACACCUGGGGGCUACGGUGGCGGGGUACCACCUCCCCAGAACCCCUCGUCCCGCCAGGACUCGGGACGCUCCCCUGUUGAUAGCCUGAGCAGUUGUAGCAGCUCCCACGAAGGCAGCGACCGUGAUGAGCACAGGAAUGAAUUCCACUCACCUCUGGGACUGGCCCGGGCUCUGGACGAGCGCGAGAGCCCCUCCAUCAAACGGGUGCGCCUAUCAGAGGGAUGGGCAACAUGAUAGCUCUGUCCUACACCUGGCAGUGCCCCGAGUUGCUCUGAGCCCCCAACGCAUGGCAUUACAGUGCCCCCCAAGUCAGCUCCCUCCUCUUCCUCCUCACACUCAGUAUCAUGAGUCACUCACCACCCAAACCCAAGGCCUCUCCCCUUUUAUCUCUUUAACGCUGAAGGAAAGAAAAGGGACAGCCCUUUUCACAAAUCUAUUUGUAAUUUUUUUUGGUUUUCUGUUUUUUAAACUGUUCUUUUUUUUCUUUAUGCUGAGUGUGUGUGCUAUACAUAUUGACAUUAUAUAAAGUUGGGUGUUGUUAUGGGGGUUUGGGAGGGUGGGUGUUGGUUGGGAUGGGGUCAGGGGUAUUUUUGUUGGGGAACUAUGCAUAAAUUGUAUUGUGUGUGGAUAAAAAGAAUCACAUAUGCAUAUAUCUUUACACGUGUGUGUAUGUGUACAUAUAUGCAUAUCAACAAAUAAACAAAAAAAUAGUCAGGUACUCUGUUUCAUAAAACGUACUUACAUUUGCCUCAGCGAUGUAUCAGUUACUAGAGACAAAAAAAAAGAAAAAACAAAACAAAAUAAGCAAAAAAAAAAGAAAAGAAAAAGAAAAAAAAACAUUAACAUGAGAGUGAGUGUGUCCAGUGGGAAACACCUUAGCACUUGAGUUGGACAGACAAAACUUGUGUACAGUGUCAGUUUCAUUGCUAUAUACCUUCUCUGCAGUUCUCCCUUGCAAAAAUGUGUGUUAACAUUAGAUGAUGUCAUGUUGCAGGUUCAACGUAUUUAUGUAAAUAAAGGGUCAAGGGGGAAAGGGCAGGGGUCAAACGUUGCCAGACAUUACAAGAUUUAUUUACUCACUCAAUGAAAAGCUAUUAUGCAACAUUUGAAGGAUUGUACAGGUAAACAGGCAGACCCGAUGCUAGACGAGUGGAACCUUGGAUAAUUUUAAUGCUCCCCUUAAAGAACAGAGCUGAGCGAGGACCACCCUUUGAUCUAAGAGCUACGUUAGUGUAAUCAAAAGAAGAAAACAACCUCUGGAUCUAGUAUUAAUUAUUCAGUAUUGAUAGACAAAAAAGGAAAAAUGAAAAAACAAUUGUACGAUACACUUGCUUAUAUUUUCAUAUGAAAGGAAUACAAUGCAAAGCAUUUUUGUGGCUUUUUGUAGUUUCUAUAAGCCAGAAUGUGUUUUUGAUAGCUUUGCUAAUAAGAGAUGGUUAGUUCACCCAUGGGGGAAAUGUCAGGGCUUCAGUGUCCUAAGCCAUGAAAAACAGACUGAGAUCCAAUGCUUUGCUGAACUGUUUUAUCUUUGUAGAGGUUUGUUUUUAAACGUGUAUUUCUAAUUAUAUAUAAUAAUGGUAAUAUUAAGAAUCUUUAAAAAAAAAAAAUCUGUGAAAUUAACAUGCUUGUGUAUAGCUUUCUAAUAUAUAAAUAUAUAUAAUAACAAUUUUUGUUGGUUUCUUAGUGGAGUUUCUAUGUGCAGUUGCACAUGUUGUCUGAUUUGUUUAAUUUGAGCCCUGAACAGUGCUAUUCAGGGGUGUAGUCUAACCUUAAAAACCAGCUGGAAAGCAUUGCCAGGGUUUGUGUUACACAGGAAAGGCAGGCCUGAAUGCUGACAAACAACCUGUUAGUGGGAAAUGUCAUGAGACUGGAGCUGGGGAUGACACAGAACUAAACGUUGACACAUGAUGAACAUAACUGUCAUUCUGAUGAGGACAUAUGACUGACCCACAAUCUAUCUGUAGAUGCAUUUUAAUGCAUAAUAUUUUAUCAUUAACCUCACUUAUCUUAUUUGAUUCGAUUAUCUCAUUUUUGACAUUAUAGUUUCUCUGAUCUGCCUCAGAUUGUUACUGCAGUAUUCCAAAUAUUGCACAAGUCCAGAUCCAUUUUAAUCAAUAUUUAUUUGAGCCAUAUUAAUCUAACAUCCUUUUGUAAAUGCAUUGUGAUGAAUUAUCCAUGAUAAUUUCCAAAUCGGAUUUGAUUCUGUGUCGUCCUGUGACUCCUCAUGUUACAUUCUUGAAAACAGGGUUCCACAUCAUUUACCACGUUACUGACAGUUCAGCGUCAGAUACACGAGGAAAAACUGAUCAUGCUGGUAUGGGAGAAGCACAAUUGUUUAUUUUAGAUAAAUAUCUGUUUUGAUUUUCAAGUUUUUUAAACAAUGAAACUAGCCACAUAUCUCUCUGCCUCCCACUCCCUUAUCUGCUGUCACUUAAGUGUUAUAUUUCUAUGUGCAUAUUUCAUGCAGGUUCACUAUGUUGUUACUGUAUACAGUCUGUGUAGUCAAACAGGGGCAGAGCCUCUAUAACGGUGUACUUCUCUUUUUUUUUUUUUAAAUUCAAUACAAAAAGGUUGAGAAAAAAAAUAAACAUAAUGUUUCAGGCAGCAUAAGUGUGGAGAAACCAAAGCCAGUGGCAUUUCUGUGUUGUAAACUCAACUUUUAUUUUCACAUUCAUUUAUGGUUUUGCAAGCAUUGAAAACAAGACAAUAAAAGAAUUUGCUCAAAUGUACAAUCGGCUUCACAUUUCAAUUUCAGUCAAAUGUAGCUUUAGAUAUAAGGCUACGAUGUCAGUAUCACCCACAAAAAUGUACCUGUUACAUUGCUCCUGUGUCUCCCUGCGCAUUGCAUUAGAAACAAAAGUAUUUUGUAUUUACAAUUUGUUAUUUAGACUCAAUCCAGUCACCACAGCCUGUUGUCCGCUUGUUCUAAACACAUUACACACUCAUGCUACUUGAGCACCAGUUUUAAUACUGCCAACAUGUCCAAAUGGUUAAUGAGAGUGCUGUAAUAACAAUAAUUGUAACCAAAGACAUGGAGCAAUCUCGGUUUAUAGCUUCUUCUUUUUUUCGUCUUUUUUGUGUUUUUUCACUUUAUCUUCAUCUGUUGAUCAGUUGUUUUUUUUUUCAUUAUUAUGAUAGACUAAAUCUUGGUACCUCAAAUUGACCCAAGCAGUACCUCAGCUGAUGUUUUGAUAAGUCACUCGCAGUGCAAAGGGGAGACCAUACACUUGUACAGCCAUGUGUAAUAACAUGCCAUUGCUUAAGGUCCCACUUUGACAAGGGAUUCUUUGUUGCUCCACCGUGUUUGUGGUUUAUUUAAGCUGUAUUCAAAAGCUGAAAAGGAUUUUAAAAAAGAGUAAUAUGUUAAAAUGCUUAAAAAGUCAGUCUGUAGUAUCAAAUGUAGCUUGUAUAAACCUUAAAAUGGGGGAGGUUUGGAACUAAUGUUUUGUAGAACGCAAGAGCGGCUUUCAGCGGCAUAAGCUGGCCUUUGUCGCCACUUGAGACUAAGAUGGUAUUAAAUUAAAUCCACAUCUCUGUAACUCAAGGGACUUGAUUCAGCUGUAUGUAGUGAAAACGUAUGGGGGUGAAAUAAAAGUCUCCUCUGCUGGAGGGAAUGGCUAUUUGUAUUUUGCAGAGAUUUCAGUAAAGUUACUGGCUUUCUUAGUUAUCCUGA
Messenger RNA from Sphaeramia orbicularis (orbiculate cardinalfish), 5570 nucleotides. It is a transcript of the gene mef2cb, whose product is annotated as myocyte enhancer factor 2cb. NCBI's taxonomy places the organism in Eukaryota, Metazoa, Chordata, Actinopteri, Kurtiformes, Apogonidae. The transcript is spliced from 11 exons. The record is from RefSeq and is a predicted model, not a curated record. The coding region runs from base 683 to 2131 and encodes 482 amino acids. Gene Ontology annotation, biological process: positive regulation of transcription by RNA polymerase II; cell differentiation; heart development. Gene Ontology annotation, molecular function: RNA polymerase II cis-regulatory region sequence-specific DNA binding; protein dimerization activity; DNA-binding transcription factor activity, RNA polymerase II-specific.